AUGUGUAUUCACAAGCGUAUGAUCUUCAUUCAGUGCGGCCACACCCGCUGGGGCAGUGAAGUAAAAGCCUGUAACCAAAAACUUGCCUUUGACACAUCGCCAACCACAUCCAUUGAUUGCGACACAAUGUAUUCUCACCCAAUGCAUACUGUCAAAAUCACCGAGGUGUGCAAGUCGUGUGAGAUCAAGAGAAGUAAUACAGAUAGAACCGCCGAAAAGUUGAAGCAGGCGUUGAAAGACAUCAGAGAAAGUGUCGCGAGAAUGGAGAAGAUGCAAAAAGUAGUUGAGACUGAAGAGACAGCAGAGGUUGAGACCGCAAAGAAAGCAGAAGUUGACACUGAUGAUGGUGAAGAUUUGGCGGCCUUGGAAUCAUGGGAUUGA
Messenger RNA from Botrytis byssoidea, 381 nucleotides. RefSeq lists its product as uncharacterized. NCBI's taxonomy places the organism in Eukaryota, Fungi, Ascomycota, Leotiomycetes, Helotiales, Sclerotiniaceae. The coding region runs from base 1 to 381 and encodes 126 amino acids. The transcript has a single exon. The record is from RefSeq and is a predicted model, not a curated record.